This is a messenger RNA of Pangasianodon hypophthalmus (striped catfish), 1594 nucleotides long. RefSeq names its product RCC1 domain-containing protein 1 (gene rccd1). The transcript is spliced from 8 exons. The coding region runs from base 89 to 1270 and encodes 393 amino acids. NCBI's taxonomy places the organism in Eukaryota, Metazoa, Chordata, Actinopteri, Siluriformes, Pangasiidae. The record is from RefSeq and is a predicted model, not a curated record.
UGCUGCUGAGUUCACACUGUUCCAGUAACUCAAUGGUGGAAAAUACUCUUCAUGAAAGCAGCAGUGGCUGGUUUCUGUUAGGUGCUUCAUGUCAGUGAACUGGUUUGGUUUUGGUUUUAAUGGUUUUGGACAAAUAGACCCCCAGUGUAAAGAUGAGCAGAAGGACAUUAGAGUGCUCAGGCCGGUGGUGCUGGACUCUUUGUGUACUUGUGCUCAGACUUUCAGCAGAACAGGUUUGAGCACAGAACAAAAAACCGAGAUACAGAAAGUUGUUGCAAGUUGGAGCCAAAGUGCUGUCAUCCACAUCAGCGGUGGUGAGCCCCGGGGUGUGUGUGUGCAUGGGGCAGAGAGCGGUGUGUUGGUGUCGGAGAGUGAAGGAUGUGAAGAUGCUCUCCUCACUGAGAGCUUUUUAAUCCUCCGCUUUUCUCACACUGUCAAGUGCUGGAGUUUACACAGAAACAGCAGAGAGCUUGUUUGGAGUGAAGAACUGAACACCACUGAAAAGACUGGUAAUGUGAUUAUAUCCAGUGCUGUGUGCUGGAAUGCUCUACAGUUACCGUUGGUCCCAGGGGGAUAUAUAGGCUCCAAACCUCCAUUUUUUCGGCCGCUCCCUCCACAUCUGCAGGCAGUGAGCCUGGCACUGGGCACUGAACACGCUGUUCUACUCACGGCCUCUGGGACUGUUUACACCUGGGGACAUGGCAGUCAUGGUCAGCUGGGUCAUGGCACUCUGGUGUCAGGGGAUGAGCCUCGAGCAGUAGAGGCUCUGUGCGGAGUCCCGAUGAAAUCUGUCGCUGCAGGAGGCUGGCACUCAGCAUGCAUCAGUGCUGGCGGAGAUCUGUAUGUAUGGGGCUGGAACGAGAGCGGCCAGAUUGGCCUUCCAUCGAAAGGCCUCAGAGAGGAGAGUCAGAGAGAAGAGGAAAGCAUUGAGAAAGACAAACUGAAGGGGAACAAAAAGGAAGACAAGGGCACCAGUGAUGUGUUCAUCUCAAUUCAAGCGUUCCCGGCUCUGGUGGAUGUAUCGGAAGUGUCUGAAAUUAACAAGGUCAGCUGUGGAUCCCGUCAUACAGCGGCCAUCACGAGCACUGGUGAUCUCUACACCUGGGGAUGGGGUCACUAUGGCCAGUUAGGUCAUGGUUCAAGAUGCAGUUCAGAUGAACCAAAAAUUGUGGACUUUUUCUCAGAUGGUAGAAUGAGUGUGGAAGAUGUUGUCUGUGGAUUAUGGAACACGUUUGUGUCAGCAGUUCCAAGGGACCGUGUCCCAUCAUGACCCACACGCACAGUACUGUAUCUCCUGCCUAAGGACCUUUCACUUUUGUUAAGCACUCAGCAGCACAGAAAUAAAGGAAAAGUACAAGCAUUUAUCAAAUAUACAAAUACAUUUCCAAAGAAAAAAGUGAGAAAUAAGAGUUCGGCAGAGAUAUUCAAAAUCUUUGCAAUUACAAAGGCAGCUGAAAUACAGUAAACCACAAUUAACAUGUUACAUUAGUACUGCUGGGAGAAGAGCAAAGUGCACACGUGUUGAAAACAAGCUGGAUGGGGAAAAGAUGUCUUUGGUUCUCUGUAAUCUUCACAGCACAAUCUUGAAUGAACU